AUGGGUGCCUUUGCGUUCCCCAUGCGCCUGCUGGCAGCGUUGCUUGGCUUAGGCUUUCGCUGCGCAGCUGAUUCCUGUGGUAAGGCUGAUGACAGUGCUUUGCUUCAGGUCACAAGGUCAUUCACACAGGAAGACAUCUCCCUUCCCAACGCAUGCAACUUCACUUCGGAGACCAUGUGGCCGAAUGAACUGCAGCAGCCGUACGUGGGAGUGCUGAAGCAGUCGUACAGGAAGGUGGAGCAGUUGCUGGCGGAAACUCUUUCCAAGGCCCCGGCUCCGUGUCAGGAUGUGGUGUUGAAGAUGAACAUAUACCCCAAGACUUCAGGCAAAGCCAUUCCAAAAAAGGGAGCGGCCUAUGCCGGCCAAGCCGGCUGUGGCGUAUAUCUUGUCAGUGAUUGGGCCGCCUCCACGUUGGCAUCAGAAGGCUCGACCGCCAAUGGAUGGGUGCUGAUGCCUUUUCCUACGGAUGCAUAUUUGGCAGAAGUACCACAAGAAAGGAGAAGCAACGAGGGGCAGCGCAUGGCCAAGGCGAUUCGCGUGGCAUUGCCACUCCUCGUGCCUUCCUACAUAAAACGGGUAACAUAUGCAGACACGAAGUGCGACUCGAACAAGUUUCUGCAAGAUGCCUUACCCGUGGCCGCUGGAGCAGACUUGGUGCUGUUGAAGCAUCCAAAUAGGUUCGGCCAUCAUCUUGAGGAGGAGUUUGAGGCAGUCAGGGUCUGGAUGCGCAUGCGGCACGAGAAUCACUUCGUGUUUGAUGACGUGAAGAAACUCGAAGACUUCCUAGGACCGGACAUGAUCAACAAAAACGUGAGCCUCUCCGACAAUAAAUGCAUCCUGUGGCACCAGGGAUCGGCCAUUCAAGCAUUUUCGCGGACGUGGUCUUGGUACCUUGCAGGUUUCUCAAUGCGAACCCAGCUUUCCUUCAAUGCAGUCCUUGACGCUUGUGGCCACAACAUGACGGUGAAGUUUCUGCCGUGGAUGCAGAAUGUGUAA
Symbiodinium sp. CCMP2592 is the source of this 996-nucleotide messenger RNA. The record is from the annotation of a GenBank genome assembly. Lineage: Eukaryota; Dinophyceae; Suessiales; Symbiodiniaceae.